Molecule: messenger RNA, 706 nt
Organism: Aspergillus welwitschiae
Lineage: Eukaryota; Fungi; Ascomycota; Eurotiomycetes; Eurotiales; Aspergillaceae
Exons: 4
Coding region: 1-705 (234 amino acids)
Source: RefSeq, a predicted model, not a curated record
AUGUAUUGCCUUGCUAGCAUUGUUCCGAAGGGUAUGAGACGGUGGCUGACUAUAGCCUUUAUUGGCGUGGAGAGAGGCCCCGACGACCUCGUGGUUACUUGCCUUCGUGGCAGGUUUAGGGACCGUCUUCUCUGGAGCAACUUCAAGGCAAUUGGGCAACCGGCAAUAGUUGCAGUUGCUCGUGCUGGUUGGCACAUCCAGAGCUUGGAUGAUAUCGCGAACUCAAUUAGGGAAGGGAGGUUCGACGAGCUAGAGCUAGAAAGAGCCCGUGAAAACGCAAAGGAAAAGCUUGCAUGGAUUAACCGAUUAUCGCACAACAUGGAUAGCUUGCAAGGGUUGGACACACUCAAAAAGAUCCUUGAGAAUAGCUCCAUAAUUGUUAUUUGCCCACCAUGCCUUAGGGGUUUCUCCCGUGCCGACGUCUUAUACUCCCAUUUCCGCGAAGUGGGAAAAACAGAUCAAAUGCAUGCAGGUCUUGCUAAAAAACAAACCGACUUCGCAACUUUUCAUGCCUACUACGAAAGGGCUAUCGGGGCUCCGAUUCCUUCUUCUGAAUUGCGCGAUGGUCACAAAUGUUUUAAGACCUGGUUCAUAGUGGAAAAUUAUAGAAGAGAUGCCGAAAACGGAGCGGUGCAUCCUGACGCUUCGCUAGGAGAGUUAUUCAACUUUGAUGCGCUCGAUGACUAUGAAGCCACCUGUGUCUAGU